Ascoidea rubescens DSM 1968 is the source of this 1854-nucleotide messenger RNA. Its product is annotated as leucine-rich repeat domain-containing protein. The transcript has a single exon. Gene Ontology annotation, molecular function: protein binding. The record is from RefSeq and is a predicted model, not a curated record. Bases 1 to 1854 code for a protein of 617 amino acids. Lineage: Eukaryota; Fungi; Ascomycota; Saccharomycetes; Ascoideales; Ascoideaceae.
AUGCUUCUCUCUCUUUCAGGUAACAAAGCUGCCAACAUCUACGACUUGAUUCCUCCACACUUGCUCGAGUCCAUUAUCGCUCCCUUGCCCAACGAUGUCUUGUUGAUUUUGGCUCUCUCUUCCAACUGCUUCAUUUCUGCGUUGGCCUUGAAAUUGCUCUUCAAAAACCUAAUCGUCGUCUUGAACUCCGACAACUACUACUACUGUCACAAUGGCCUAUUGAACACUUACCAAAAUAAAGACACCAACAACAAGAGUUUCAAGAACCCAAAGCCAUUCAAAUUGAAUGCAUUGAACUUGGGCUUGUUCAGAUCUCUUAUCGCAAAUUUCACCCAUAAUCUCGUCAUCCAGUCCACCAAUAAUUCCUACAAAUCCCUAAUCUCAAAUAACAACCAGCUAGUCAAUCUCGUUCCCUUUACUAAUAUUAGAAAAUUAUCUGUCAUUCACUCAAUAACGUCCUUUGAAAUUGACAUAAUACAGAACGUCCAUGACUUCUUAUCAAAUUAUAUUGACACCUGCAUUUUACUUGAAAACAACCAGCAAAUUACAAGUCUAUCCCUUAAUUUCAACCACAAUUUCAAUCAUUUUGCUUUUAUUAACAACGUUCUACCACUUUCAAAUCAGAAUUUACAAACCUCCUUGAAAACUUUGAAAAUUUCUUCUUCCAAGUUAUCCUUUGUUCCAAACUUGUCAAAUUUCCAUAAAAUUAAGCACUUGAAUCUAUCAAAUAACAAUCUAUCCAAUAUUUCAUCUCUAGGUACUCUUCAAUACCUCAAAUCAAUCAAUCUCUCUAGAAAUCAAUUUUCCUUUAUUGACCCUAUCGAUUUUGACUACAAAAUCAAUAAAAACUUACUCUCAAUUAAUCUAUCCCACAACAGUUUAUCCAAAAUUUACGGUUUAAAUUACUUGUCCAAUUUACUCGACUUGGACUUAUCAAACAAUCAAAUCUACAAAAUAGAAAACCUAAAUGACAACACUAACCUACACUUUCUCAAUUUAUCAAACAACUUUAUCAAAUCAAUUGAAAACUUAAACCCCCUAAAAAAUCUAAAAUUCUUAAAUUUAUCAAACAAUAAAAUUGAAAGAAUUGAAAACUUGAACAACUUGAAAAAUCUCAUCUCCUUGAAUUUAGAAUUCAACAACAUCAAAAGAUUAUACAAUAUCUCCAAAAAUUUAAACUGGGAUUCAUUAAUUGAAUUGAACUUGAAUCAAAAUGACUUGUCCUCUCUAAGAUACUUGAAAUCCUCUUCACCAUCCAACAAUCUAGAAAUUUUAAGACUAAAUAACAACUCAAUUGAUUCCAUCGAUGAAUAUUUAAAUCUAAACUUUAAAAAUUUAAAUUACCUCGAUUUAUCCUUCAAUAGACUUUUCUCCGUCGAUAAUUUGCCACUCUCAAUCAAUUCCCUAAACUUGCUGGGCAACUCAUUAUACGAAAUAUCAAACUACUUAAUUGAUCUCAGAAAUCUAAAGUUCCUAGACUUAUCUUGGAACCAAAUCACCGAUAUCAAUAAUGACAAUAACUUGAAGUUAUUGAAAUUCAAAAAUAAUGUCAAAGUAAACCUCGAAAGCAAUCAACAUAACUACAACACUGAUGAAUUUUAUUACACAAUCUCAAAUUCCACUUCCAGUUCCACUUCAACCUCCUCUUUUACUUACACAAACUACACUUAUUCAAACAACAAAAACUUGUAUCCCCAAGUGUUUCUUCCCGCUAUUAACACUAAUAAUCUUAAUAGCAAUAAUUUUAGUGAGCAAAUUCCAAGAAUAAAAAGCUCACUAAAUAUGGCAAUCGAUAAUCUAACACACAACGAUAAUUUCAGAAACCUUGCUAGUUCAUUUUUAAACAUUUCUUAA